This is a messenger RNA of Nilaparvata lugens (brown planthopper), 721 nucleotides long. RefSeq lists its product as uncharacterized. Gene Ontology annotation, molecular function: structural molecule activity; A2-type glycerophospholipase activity. The record is from RefSeq and is a predicted model, not a curated record. Gene Ontology annotation, biological process: phospholipid metabolic process; arachidonate secretion. The transcript is spliced from 2 exons. NCBI's taxonomy places the organism in Eukaryota, Metazoa, Arthropoda, Insecta, Hemiptera, Delphacidae. Bases 152 to 721 code for a protein of 189 amino acids.
CUAUGAAGGGAUUGCCACCCAAUGAAAUGAAGAAACGUUUCAUAGAUCUUAUGGGAUUACCGGAACCCCCUCCUACAACACCACCCGCACAAACAUUGUCCACACCAAAAAAAGUAUAAAACCAGCUGCUAAAACCGUUAAGAAACAUUAGAUGGCUGGAUGUAAGAGAGAGAGGAAGUACCGGGGAAGAGGGGUACUGUCAUCAAUUGCAAAAGUUGCAGGUUCAAUAGUUAAAAAGAGUGCUGGAAAAUUGGUGAACAAGGCAAUUGACAUUCUACCUGUUGAACUUCACAUCCCUGGUUACCAGUACUGUGGACCUGGUACAAAGCUAGAGAAGCGGUUGGCACGAGGCGAUCCCGGUAUAAAUAGUCUUGAUCGAGCCUGUAAGGAGCACGACAUUGCUUACUCGAGGAGCAGUGAUACAUCGAGCAGAGCAGUAGCAGACAACAUUUUGGCAGAUCAAGCUUGGAGUGUGGUAAAAUCUGCAGACGCAGGAGUACUCGAGAAGGCUGCAGCACUAGCAGUGACCAACAUCAUGAAGGCUAAAGCAAAGUUUGGUGGAGGAGUACACCGCAGACGUAAGACAACAAAGACUCGUAGUCAAAAACGAGUAAAGAGAUGUUCUGGUAAAAAAGGUAAAGGACUCUACCUGAGACAACAGCGCAGGACGCAGGGAAAUGGGGCACGUCGCCGUCAAUGUGGCGGCAAGAGAAGACGCUAG